Messenger RNA from Chiroxiphia lanceolata (lance-tailed manakin), 3655 nucleotides. It is a transcript of the gene HSF4, whose product is annotated as heat shock transcription factor 4. Gene Ontology annotation, molecular function: sequence-specific DNA binding; DNA-binding transcription factor activity. Gene Ontology annotation, biological process: regulation of DNA-templated transcription. The transcript has 13 exons. The coding region runs from base 2106 to 3566 and encodes 486 amino acids. Lineage: Eukaryota; Metazoa; Chordata; Aves; Passeriformes; Pipridae. The record is from RefSeq and is a predicted model, not a curated record.
ACAGCACCCACAGACCCCUUCAGGGUCAGCAGGCCUGGCAGUGCCAGCACUCCUGGAAGCCAGGCAGGUACUUGCUGACAGUUUAAGCAAGCGAGUUCAUGCAUUUAAGGGCUGAUGGGCUUAAAUGAGCCCAGACAUCUCAACUUUCCCUACAAAACCCAAAACUGGGAACCACAGGGUGAGUUGCUGUGGGGAGCACCACCUACCUGUAUCCUGUGAACGUUUUUUCCUUGAAGCUAAUCUGUUUGCUGCAUAUUGUGGGGAUAAAAAAGAAAAGGGUAGCUGAGACCUGAGUUUCUCAUCUGCUACCCCUUGCUGAGUAUGUGCUUUCAGGGAGCAUCCCAUGGGGUGGGAUAAUGAGCACUUGGAAUUUUAUCCUGUUUUUUUCCCACUUGGGAAGUAAAAUUGGCCCAAGCCCACUGUCCUCACUGGGGUGGGCUCUGAAGGGGGGCCCAGGCCAGCCUGCAGUGCUCAGAGAGCAUGAACCCUGCUUCUGGCUGACCGAAAUCCAUUCAGCUACUUUAUUAACUUUGCCCUUCUGCCUCCCUUCCUGUGCUCAGGCCAUGCUCUUCAGCUUUUCCAAGCAACCACCACAGCUAAAAACGCACUCUUGCUGUCUGAGAGAUUCAGGAUCCUUCUUAAUGGCUCCAAAGGCUUUAAAGAAAUCAUAAAAUGAAAGGAGCUGAACACGUGAGAUCUCACGUAAGGCCUUUGCCUGGUUUGGCAUUUUGGCAAACGUGUAUCAGAGUGAGUAUUAAAAGCAGCUAAAAGGAGAAAAGCAGGGUCCGAGCAGUCAAGGUGAUUGUCAGAGAAAAUGCUGAGUUCCCAGGAAGGAAGCAGGAUGGUGUCACUUGGCUGCUCGAGCCCUGUUGGGUGGAAGGGGGCUGAUAUGAUGGCAGAUAAGAUAGUAGAGCUGUUGUGCUGCUCACACUCAGAAUAACCAGUUAUGCUCCAGAGCCUCAUAUUCUACAAAACUGUGCAGUUGUGUUCCUCUCUGUGUUAUGCUUUCUACCUUGCUGCUCCAUACUUUCUUCAUGGUUUUCAACUCUUUCCCUGCUUUGAGGAUCUCUGGAUGCACAGGUUUGCAUUUCAGUGAGACCUGUGAUGCUGAGAUAAUGCUGUGACUCUGAGACCUGGGGUUUCCAAAGCAAGAGGGAAUGCCAUGAAUUUCAGAGAAAGAGACUUGGCCCAUGCUUCAGUGCUGGUCUAGGAAGGGGAAGAUUUGCUUCUAAAAAUCCCUUGUUUGGUCAUGAGAGGGCUGAAAAAAUAUGUCAUGGUGGUGGUUUUGUUUGUGCAGAAAUCUCAAAGAUGGCUACAAUGCAUUUUGGAAGAUGGAUAAAAAAGGUCUGAUGCUCUGAACCUCAGCCUUCUUUCCAGGUGCUUAUUAUUCUGCAUUGUAGUUCACAGGGAAGGUUGAUCAAAAUGUACUUUUCCCUUUUUAUAUCAGACGUGCAAAUGCAGUUUCUACAAACUGGAGUCACAGUUAUAAAAUGUUUUUAUUUCCAAACUGUAACAUCUCAUCACAGGCAAGGACCACUGUCAUUAAGCUGCUGAUUUCUACUCUAGGCCUUGUGUUGCACUAUCAGUAAAAAAUGGAUAUGUGGGGCUGUUUUCUGUUCAGAGCUUCUGCUUGCAAAGAGGUUUUUUCCCCCACAGUUUGAGAAAUCUGUCUCAGCUUUUUGAAUACCAGUGCAGCAGUACUAGAAAAUUCCCUUGCAUUUUUAUUACUCAGGGUAGCAAAACCUCACUGUAGGAAAAAAGGCCUUUUUUGCCCCCAAAGCUUUGAUCUGGCAUCUUUAACUCUUGAAAAGUAUCACUCAGCUUCUUAGGAUUGAUCAAAGAAAACUGUGUAAAACAACCGGCCAACAGAUUUUCCUUGUUUUUUGUGUUCAAAUUCAAAAUUGGGUGAAAUUUCAAGUCUGAAUUUUUUUUUUCCCUCCUCUGUGGUCCGGUUGCAUUGGUUUGAUUUGUUAAAUAGAUCCUAAUGUGUGUCUGUGCCUCUUCUGUUUGUCUGCUCCGGUUCCAGAGCUGUGGCACUGCAUCCCAGAAGAACUCCUCGUGCAAACCUUCUGUUCUCUUCUGGAGGUGGAUGCCCAGUGCAGACCAUGGGCUGCAGCCGUUCCUCCCCGCUCUGCUGGCCCCUGCACAGAGCUCAGAAUGGCACCAGCUUCCACGUGUUCGACCAAGGACGCUUUGCCAAGGAGGUGCUGCCCAAGUACUUCAAGCACAACAACAUGGCCAGCUUUGUGCGGCAGCUGAACAUGUAUGGCUUCAGGAAGGUGGUGAACAUCGAGCAGGGGGGGCUCGUCAAGCCCGAGCGGGACGACACCGAGUUCCAGCACCUCUGCUUCCUGCAGGGCCACGAGCACCUCCUGGAGCACAUCAAGAGGAAGGUGUCAGUAGUGAAAAGUGAGGAGACCAAGAUGCGGCAGGAGGACCUCAGCAGGUUGCUAUACGAGGUACAGAUACUGAGGAGUCAACAGGAGAACAUGGAGUGUCAAGUGCAGGACAUGAAGCAGCAAAACGAAGUCCUUUGGCGGGAGGUUGUUUCUCUCCGGCAGAACCACUCCCAGCAACAGAAAGUGAUCAACAAGCUGAUUCAGUUUCUGUUUGGCCAGCUGCAAUCCAGCCCCAGCAGCACUGGGAUAAAGAGGAAGCUACCUCUGAUGCUUGACAAUGGGAUCUCAACUCCCCCAGUGUCCAAGUUCAGCCGUCACUUGUCUGCAGAGCCCCUGCACGACCCCUAUUUCAUACAGUCGCCAUCAACAGAACCUGCCUCUUGCUUAAACAGCCCUGGAAUUGCUGGAGGACCCAUCAUAUCUGACGUUACUGAAGCAUCACCAUCCAACAUAAUAAAUAUGCAGCCCCCUCCUGAAAAUGACAGGGAGAAGUGCCUGAUGCUGAUCAAGGAGGAGCCCGUGAGCCCUGGUGUGAAGGGCACGGCCGAGCCCGACGUGCCCCUGCCCGGCUGCCGGGCCUGCCCCGAGCCCCCGGUGCUGCCUGUUGCCAUGGUCCAGUCUGUCCUGGAGGGCAAGGGGGGCUGUGCUGCAGCCCCAGGGACCUCCCAGCCGCCAGAGAGGAGGGGCAGAAGGGCUCUGCUGGACAGAACAGAUAUUUCAGACCCCUUGGAGGGCACUGACUGGAGCCUGGAGGGGCUGCAGCUGCUGCUGAGGAGCCAGCAGUACGGCCUGGAGCCUGCCAGCCUGCUGGAUCAGGUCUUUAAUCCCAAUUUAUCUCUGAGUGAGUGGAAUAUGACUGAAAUGGAGGCCAGUCUGUCCCCGAUGCAGCGACUCACAGUGGAUCUGGAGAAGAAUGCAACUGAGCUGCCCCCAAAAGUGUUCAACGCCCCGUUUAACAGCACCUGCCCAGGGAAAGAUGUCAUCCUGGAAAAUGCCCAGCAGUUCCUCAUCGACCGUCAGUCCAUCUUUGGAAACGACCUCCUCAGCUUGCCUGAGAGUUCAUCCCUUUAUGUUCCACCUGAAAAUGUGGCUUCCUACCUGUCCUCUGUGGGGGUCCAAGGGGACAUCCCUUUAAACCUGAGCUCUUCAACAGACAACAGCCAGUGAUUUUGCUUCCAAGAACCGUCAUCUCCCUCCCACCCACCCAAGCAUCCACAGGUUUGAAUGUAAAGAAACCAAAGUGACUCAGAAACCCA